Esox lucius (northern pike) is the source of this 4099-nucleotide messenger RNA. RefSeq names its product ephrin-A4. Bases 547 to 1173 code for a protein of 208 amino acids. The record is from RefSeq and is a predicted model, not a curated record. Gene Ontology annotation, biological process: ephrin receptor signaling pathway; axon guidance. Lineage: Eukaryota; Metazoa; Chordata; Actinopteri; Esociformes; Esocidae. Gene Ontology annotation, cellular component: plasma membrane. Gene Ontology annotation, molecular function: ephrin receptor binding. The transcript is spliced from 5 exons.
GACGGGACAAACUAAUAAGUAUGUUAUUUGACUAUUUACGGAUAUAGCUGCUUUUUAAACCUGUAGGCUACUCACGGCUCCUUACAAUGCUAUUCACAAAUCGCAAGUGAACUUUAGGGAUCCAUUCGAUAAGUUAGGCUUUUUUUUAAGUUAGAAAAAUAUAUAAUAAAUCCUGCUGAAGUUGUUUCUCUGUCCUUAAAUAUGUUACUUACCAGAGACAAAUUAAAAUACUCUGUAGUAGCUGGUGAGCAACUUUACUAAACUAACAUUCGUCGGUGUUCAACUUUUUUGGGGGGGGGAUCUCUCCCUCUUAUUUUUUAACAUGCAAGAACGAUUUCUACUGAGGAUGUAGCCUACAUGGUGAUAAUAUAUUUUGGUGAAUUAAUUUGUGAACAAUUCAAUGACUUUAAACGGAAUUAAUCAGUCAAGUUGAUCCCAACGCGUUAUCUUGCGUACCUGUCAACGAAUUUUAUCAACCCCACUCCCACGGGUCCCCUCUUGUACUGUCUCCCCGUGGACCGUCUGACGCUUCGCCUGGUAACGGUGAUGGGGUGCCCGUGGAGUCCGGGAGCUGUCACGGUUUGGAGAACAACCGUUUUCCUGCUCAACAUUGUGUGCACUGUGUUGGCCAAAAGACACGUCGUAUACUGGAACUCCACUAACUCAAGGUUGAUAGAAGGUGAUCUGUCUGUUCAGGUGGAUCUGAAUGACUACUUGGACAUCUACUGCCCCCACUACCCUUCCCUGUCACCCAGUGAGGAUGCUUCCCUCCAGCCACAGCCGGAGAACCUGGCCCUGUACCUGGUGGCCGAAGAGGGGUUCAGAGGCUGCGUCAAGACCGACGUUUCCAUCAAGAGGUGGGAGUGCAACGUCCCCCACGCCCCCUUCGGCCCUGUCCGCUUCUCGGAGAAGAUCCAGCGCUUCACUCCCUUCUCUCUGGGCUUCGAAUUCGUGCCUGGGCACCACUACUACUACAGCUCAUUGCCUACAGGAGAAACCCGCUCUCUACCCUGCAUGAAGCUGCGAGUAACAGUUUGUUGUGAGCCAGCACCUGAAGAGUCCAAGAAGCAAGAACAAGAAAUCCCAGCUCCUCACAGUGGUGUGAGUUCAGUGUGGGCAACUUCCAUUUCUCUCCAUCUUCUCAUCCCUCUCAUCCACUUUCUCUAUAUGUGACCAUCCCUCGAUGCAAGCUGACCUCAUCAGUGUCUUCCGGACAGUAGAAGUGGCCUGUCUCAUCUGCUCAACCCCUUUAUACACUGUCCACACUUGUUUUCAUUUCAGGCCCUACCUGACCUACAAUAGGGUCUACCUUAAGACAAGACACAUGCCCUUUAAAUGCCUUUAAAACCAACAAAUUACAUUUAUAUUCAAUAAUUUCUCCUUUGUAAAUAACUCUGUAUGUAAGUGAGGACACUGAUGGGUAUAGAAAGCAGCACCUCACACGGUGUGGCUGUCUGUUGACACGGAGCAGCACCUCACACGGUGUGGCUGUCUGUUGACACGGAGCAGCACCUCACACGGCGUGGCUGUCUGUUGCCACGGAGCAGCACCUCACACGGCGUGGCUGUCUGUUGCCACGGAGCAGCACCUCACACGGCGUGGCUGUCUGUUGCCACGGAGCAGCACCUCACACGGCGUGGCUGUCUGUUGACACGGAGCAGCACCUCACACGGCGUGGCUGUCUGUUGCCACGGAGCAGCACCUCACACGGUAUGGCUGUCUGUUGCCAUGGAGCAGCACCUCACACGGUGCCUUGACUUAAGUAGACCUGCAGUCUAAAGGCCACUUACUGUCAGCCUGAGAACACGACCAAGCCCCCACUGAUAACCGAAGCAGUUCAUGCGUCACAUGUGGGUCUGAUAUUUAAGGACGUUGUUAGUAAAGGUCGGCCCCAUGAAGCGUUUUUCCUUAACCUACGUUCUACCAGGGCGCUCACAAACUCCCAACACAUCACCUCUGUCAUUUUUGGACUGGCACUAAUCUAUUGCUUCUUGGUUUCUCAAUUUUUUUUUGUCCACUCACUCUUGUUCUACUUUUUCCAUCUCUCACUCCUGACUAAAACGCCCUCUGAAACAGACCGACACUAAUCUGCCAUCAAAGCUCUCAUUCUUCAUUUCACACUUUUAUCCUGUCCAUCACGCCAUCCUGUAGACUAUGUCUGUGUCCAGUCUUUCUUUCCCUCCCACUCACUUUCUCUUUUUCUCUCUCUGUCUUUCUCCCUUUCUGCCUUUCCUUCUCCCUCCCCCUCUGAACAUAAUGAGCCAGCCGAGCCAAAGUGGACCAAACAGAUAUGGUUCUGUUAAGUUACUACUGAGAUGACCAGACUUUGUGUUUGUUGACUGGCUGUAAGCUGAGUGUGUUUAAACAGGACUAUUUUGUUAAUGUCAUUCUAUUGGAAUUUCAUUGUUUUUUAAGACAACAUUUUACUCUUGAUUUACUCUUGAAAGUGUCACCGAUCUUUUAUAAAACAUAUGAACAUUCAAAGUUGACUAAAAGUUGAGAAAAAAUGAGCCAGCAACGAAACUGCCUAAACCAGUAUGCUGUUUGAUUGAAACUGGAAAUUACGAAAUGGAAUAAUGUGACUCGUCUGCUAUGCCCUCUACUGGUUGGAAUCAUACUGGUUAAACUGGUCCAACUGGGCUGGAACACCUGAUACUGGGAUUGGAGAACAGACCCAUAUCUGGGAUUAACUGGACCUGUGGUCCUAAUAUGACCACAUCUGGGUAUAACUGGACCUGUUGCUAGUGGUUUACCUCUGGGAUUGGGACUGAAAUGGGAGAGGGUGGGGGAGAGGAGGUUGGCACAUAGACAAAUCCCACUCCUUCCUGCUGCACCCCUGUGCCCCAUUCUUCACUCGUUAAAAGGCGAACAAAAGGAAUUGUGGGACACACACUGAGGGUCACGCCUUACCUCACUCCACCGAUCACAGCCCAAACCACAGCGGAUGACCGGGUGUGCAGGUAUUUAGACUGUCUGCUGAGCAUUUAACCUGACAUGGCACUCCACCAAUUAUGUGAGGGCCAAAAAUGUGCUUUGAUUGAAAAGAGGUUGUUGUUUUAGUUGGUAAAGAUUUUUUUUAGGCUUUAGGUUUAUCAGUUGAAUAUUUUAGUUUUGUAGAGGUUCAGACAUGUUGGCAUCCAUUUUGAUAUAAAACCUUCAAGGGAAAAAAUGACAUGGUUGAACUUGUAAUUGUAUCAUUUUUAUGCAAAUUUUUAUACACAUUUUUAUAUAAUUUUUUUGUUUAGAUGAGCUGGGUUUUUACUAUUGCCUCUAUCAAGCAAUAAUCAGAGACCUUUUGUGAAGGUUAUGUAUUUUAAUAAGGUUAUUAAAAAAAUUGUAUUUUUGGAUCAUAAAAAAAUAUUAUGAAUGAAUUCAAUUUAGUUUUCCUUUUAAUUAAUUAAUAAUACAUUUUAAUUUGACAUACAUAUUAAUUAAUUCAAUGCAAAUUAAUUUUCCAAUUGCAAAAGUCAAAUCAGGGGAACACUGAACCACUUAUCGUAGAAGUGUGUGUUACAAGUAUUACAACCGCACAAAUGUAAAUGUCUUGUUAUGAAACAAGAAGCUAGCCUGAAAUUGUUGCUAAUUUUAACAACCAUUUUAAAAAUAAAUAAUUAGGAUUUUUUUUUGCUCAGUGAUAAUUUUCACACAUUAAUGUUUUUUAAAAUAGUAUUUUCUGGGGUUCUUUCCAAAAUUGUGAUGUUGUUUUUGGUCAUGAAAUCUUGUUUUAGAUGUUGUUGAUUAGCUAUGCCUGAAAGCACUUACUCAUGAAGAAGAGCCUUUUGUAUUAUUUUACGCAGACAUUUGGACGUCAAUAUGCUUUAAAUGAAAUCAUGUUUCUGCUCUGUGCGGGUUAUUCAGGACUAAUUAGGGGUGGGAACACUGAUGUAUGGAAACGACUUUGUUCUUUUUACAUUUAGUGCUCCAGAUUUUAUUACAAUCAGUUUAUAGGGAAAGAUAAUUUGGUUUGUGUUAUGUUUUGUGUUUUACUUUUCAUUUUCACAUUUUAGUGAAAACCUAGCAUCUUCUAUGAAGAGCGAACUGCAAUCUGAGCCCUUUUUGUUUACAAGGCGAGACAACAUAAUAAAUGAUUGCAAUAAGC